Molecule: messenger RNA, 959 nt
Organism: Carica papaya (papaya)
Lineage: Eukaryota; Viridiplantae; Streptophyta; Magnoliopsida; Brassicales; Caricaceae
Product: putative 2-oxoglutarate-dependent dioxygenase AOP1
Source: RefSeq, a predicted model, not a curated record
UCUCAUCACUGAAUUGCAAAAUUAGAAAGAUGGCGCAUACAAUUCCUGUUCUGCCGUUCUACAAAGAUAAGUUGAAAUCCGACACAGACUAUUGGUUAUCGACUAGUGAAAACGUGAGGGAAGCGCUCGAAGAGUAUGGUUGUUUUAUAUUGGAGUACAAUCCAGUUCCAAUACAGCUUCAUAAUCAAGUGUUGAGUGCCUUAAAAGAAUUGUUUGAUUUACCCACUGAAACCAAAAUGAAAAAUAGGUAUGAGAAACCCUUAAAUGGUUAUGUUGGUCAAAUUCCAGAAAUCCCUCUGCAUGAGAGUUUGGGUAUUGACAAUGCAACAACUCUCCAAGGAAUUCAAUUUUUCACUAAAACGAUUUGGCCUGCUGGCAAUGACCAUUUCAGUGAACGUGUCCAUGAGUAUGCAAAAUUUGCAGAAGAAAUAGACCAAAUGAUUACCCGCAUGAUAUUUGAAAGCUAUGGUGUUGAGAAGUACUACAAUGAUUACAUUCAGUCCACUACUUACCUUCUUCGACUGCUAAAAAAUCGAGCACCCAAAGAUGACAAACCCACUCUUGGUUUCGUUACGCACACUGACAAGAGCUUCACCACCAUUCUUCACCAAAGUGAGGUGGAUGCUUUGGAGAUAGAAACUAGAGAUGGAGAUCGAAUUAAUGUUCAUCUUUCAUUACCUUCGUAUUUUAUGGUCAUUGCAGGGGAUGCUUUAAUGGCAUGGAGCAAUGACAGGAUAUGGUCUCCAAAGCACCGAGUUCUAAUGAGUGGGAAAAUAGAUAGAUACUCCCUUGGCUUGUUUUCAUUCAACAAUGGUGUCCUACAAGUGCCUGAAGAGCUCGUGGAUCAAGAUCAUCCAUUAUUGUAUAAACCAUUUGACCAUCUUGGCUUACUUAGAUUCUACCGCACCCCCGAGGGUUCCAAAGCUCAGUGUCCAAUAAAAGCCUAUUGUGGGGUUUAA